This is a messenger RNA of Carassius gibelio (silver crucian carp), 1440 nucleotides long. Its product is annotated as mediator of RNA polymerase II transcription subunit 6. Gene Ontology annotation, molecular function: transcription coactivator activity. NCBI's taxonomy places the organism in Eukaryota, Metazoa, Chordata, Actinopteri, Cypriniformes, Cyprinidae. Gene Ontology annotation, biological process: regulation of transcription by RNA polymerase II. The transcript is spliced from 9 exons. The record is from RefSeq and is a predicted model, not a curated record. Gene Ontology annotation, cellular component: core mediator complex; mediator complex. Bases 422 to 1186 code for a protein of 254 amino acids.
CUGAAAUGUUCCCAGGCACAGAAACAUAUAAGGACAUAAUUAAAAUAGCCUGUGGCAUCAGUGGUUUUGAACAACAUGAGGGUGAGUAAUUAUUGACAGAAUUUUUAUUUUUGGGUGAACUAACCCUUUUAAGAUUAGUGGCAUUUGAGCUUGACUGGCUUUGGGGUUGUGGAGUAUGACUGUGGCUCAUGUAUAUGUGGAAUGUAAUAGACCUUUUCUGGAAUUUUUAUGGGUUUAAUCCUGUUUUUGCUCUGCAGGCAUUAUGGUGUUUUCCGCUGCACUACACUCAUAGGAUAUUCUGGAAGAAUUCUGCCUGCAGGGAGUCUUUUGGGGUUUCUUUUGACUACAAUAGAGUAAUUAAAAGGAAGUGUCAUAGAGCGGCGACAAUUAUUGUGUCAUCAGCCUGCGUCAGAGUGCGAAGAUGGCGUCGGUGGAUUUAAGAGAAAAUUUGCUGGGCAUCUCGUGGGUGGACAGUGGCUGGGUGCCCAUCCUGAACCCCAGCAAUGUACUGGAGUAUUUCUCUGAGAGGAGCAACCCCUUCUAUGAUCGCACCUGCAACAACGAGGUGGUCAAAAUGCAGAGAUUAACCUUGGAUCACCUCAAUCAGAUGGUGGGUGUGGAAUAUAUUUUGCUUCAUGCUCAGGAGCCGAUUCUGUACAUCAUCAGAAAACAGCAGAGACAGUCACCAACACAAGUGAUCCCUCUUGCUGACUACUAUAUCAUAGCUGGAGUGGUGUAUCAAGCGCCUGACCUAGGAUCAGUCAUCAGUUCCAGAGUGCUCUCAGCAGUUCAUGGGAUUCAGUCUGCAUUUGAUGAGGCAAUGUCUUUCUGCAGAUACCACCCAUCCAAAGGGUACUGGUGGCACUUUAAAGACCAGGAGGAGAGAGAAAGGGUAAAGCCUAAAUCUAAGCGGAAAGAGGAGCCGAGUUCUUUGUUCCAAAGGCAGAGAGUUGACACACUGCUACUGGAUCUGCGCAAUAAAUUUCCCCCAACUUUCUAUCAGCCCAAACCAGGAGAGAAGCCUGUCCCAGUGGAGGUAAAGAAAGAACCAGAAGUGCCGGUUGAGACAGUGAAGCCUCCAGAAGAGCGAGAGAUGAAACCUGCAGCCCCUCCUGGCCCACCUCGGCCAGCUCCACAAUCUACACCCAACAAACCACCUCCUGAGAAGCGUGCACGCCUGCAGUGACACACAUGCUGGACAGCCACAAACAACUUUGAUGUUGCAGGACUUCUGUGGAUAUUUCUGUGCACCAGCUAACCAAGGGUUGGCUGUUACGGUUAUUGUAUAUAAAUGCAGUUUCUUCAUAAUUUAAUAGUUUUUGUAAUAAGGGAGCUGAAAUGUCUCUGUAUUUCAUCUUAAUGUCAUUUUCUAUGUUUCAGUGUUGCUUUAUUGUAGUAUUAUGCCAUUCCAUCACAGUAAAAAUACACUGUUUUUCAAAA